This is a messenger RNA of Solea solea (common sole), 3324 nucleotides long. It is a transcript of the gene ncam3, whose product is annotated as neural cell adhesion molecule 3. Gene Ontology annotation, biological process: cell adhesion. The transcript is spliced from 16 exons. The record is from RefSeq and is a predicted model, not a curated record. Gene Ontology annotation, cellular component: membrane. Lineage: Eukaryota; Metazoa; Chordata; Actinopteri; Pleuronectiformes; Soleidae. Bases 241 to 2346 code for a protein of 701 amino acids. Gene Ontology annotation, molecular function: protein binding.
UUGGUCAUCGUUUGGUGGCUUUUCUACAACAGGUGCAACACUGAGCCAAAGUCAGCUGGACGUUCUUUGCCAGUUGUAAAAUUAAGAUUAAGAUAUGUUAGUUUGUUGUGUAAAGUCUAUUAGAUAAGAAUUUAAACAGCCGUCCAGUUGUGUGUGCUGAAAAUCCAAGGCAUCCGGAUUGAACAAAGAGCAGAAUUCUGAAAAUUUGAAGUCUUAAGAGAUCGGUUACCUGCAGCCAAAAUGAAGAACCAAUCACCUUUCUUGAGGCGAGCCUUGCUGCUCCUGGUGCUGGUGGUGUAUGGUACAGAUGCAAAGAUGGAAAUAAUUAACACAAAGCAGGAUGUGUUGGUGGGAGAAGAAUUUUUACUGCUUUGUAAAGCUGGAGGAGAGGGCGAUAUAACAUGGCAGAAGGACGGGGAAGAUAUUGACGAUGGAGACAAGGUGACAACAAUAGAUGAGACCACCUCCCAGUUGUCCAUCAAGAAUGCGACAAUCGAGGAUGCUGGCAAGUACACCUGUUUGUGUGACUUCAGCUCUGGACACAAUGACGAUGUGCAAGCACAGGUGUAUGUUCAUGAUGGUCCAUCAUUUGGUGAAACCAAAACAUACCACGAGUUUCUUGAAGGCAAAGAUGGGGUGGUGCCGUGUCAGGUGACCGGCCGGCCAGCAGUGGAAGUUCAGUGGCUAAGGAAUAAUCAAAAAAUCUCCACUAAAGUUGGAGCUCGCGUGCGUCACAUAAGCGAUAACACGCUCCGUAUUGAGGGUGUGAAAAGGGAGGAUGGUGGGACGUAUGUGUGUCACGCCCAGAUCAAAGGAAGGCCUGUCUAUCAGGAGCUUGCUAUCUCUGUUGUUGUCAAUGUACCUCCUAAAGUGCUUCUAAGAGAAGAGGUGAAAAAAGUGAUGGCUGGAUCAGAGAGCAAUGUUUCCCUGGUUUGUUUGGUGGACGGUCAGCCCAAACCAAAUAUCACAUGGAUCAUGCCGAGAACGUUUGACCCUUCACGCCACCUGUUCAACUCAGACCGCAGUCAGUUGACUAUAUUGUCCGUUGCUCAAGCCGACUAUGGAGAAUAUGUCUGCUCCGCCACCAACAAGAUAUCUGAGGACAGUGCAACCAUCAUGCUUCAUGUGUUUGAGGCUCCAGAGGUGUUUGUGUCAGCAGAGCAGCAGAGUGUGUUAGUGGGAGAGAGAGUGUCCGUGUCCUGUAAUGUGUCCGGCCAUCCCCAGCCUGAGCUGCACUGGCUCAACAAGCACAGUGGACAAACACUGGACUCUGCAUCUGGCCACAUUCGUGUGGUGAAUGGUGUGUUGAUGAUAGAUGAGAUACUGCCCUCUGAUGGCGGACUAUAUUCUUGCAUGGCUGUCAGCACGUCUGGAAAUGCAUCAAGAGAUGUCGCAAUACACACUCAGCCCGGCCCUCCUCUGUACCUGUCAGUCUCACCUGGACCGACCUCAGUCCUCUUCUCCCUCAAAACAAUGCCCGUCAGUGGAGGAACUCCAGUCACAAGCUUUGUCCUGCAGUGGAGGCAAAGUGCAACACAGGAGUGGAAGGAGGUGAAAGUACCCGCUUCAGAUUCCCUGGCUAUCACCGCCCUGAAGCCCUACACUUUGUACACAGUGCGGUUUGCAGCUAUGAACGCUGUAGGACUGGGAUGGUUCUCGGAGACGAAAAGCGUUCGCACCCUGGGAAUACGAGGUGAACCAGACAGUCCAGUCUUGUCCAAUGCCAUUAAAAUAGAGAGCAAUUCCUUCACUCUCCCUCUCAAGCAGAUUGAUGAUGGUGGAAUGCCUCUGCUGCACUUCAGCAUACGAUACAGACAGGAUAAAGAAGGGGCUGAGUGGAAGGAGAUGAAACUGUCAUCUGAAGCCAACACUGUCUCCCUUGAAGACCUGUCCUUCGGGUCAGACUAUCAAAUGGAAGUCAUGGCCGUCAAUGCUAAUGGUUCCUCUAUCCCUGCCAAGAUGAACUUCACCAUCGCAGAAAAGCCUCAGAGCAGCAGCAUGACCAAAGGUAGCGUGGUCGGCAUCGUCAUGGUUAUCUUUCUGGUGGUGUUCCUGAUGGUAGACGCCACCUGCUGCUACAGAAAUCGCUGCGGCCUCCUCAUGUCCAUAGCCGUAAAACUGUUUGGACAGAAGGUUCCGGGCCUCAAAAGGCUUGAGGAUGGAACAUCUAAUGGAGACGUGAAUCUGAAAGGCAUCUCCACUCUCCGAGACAGUAUGCAACAGCUGGGGGUCCAGACAUUCACCAAGGAGGGGGGGCAGCUCACAGAGGUCACCUGCGACAAAGCCCCCCUCACCAAAAAUGAGAAAAUACAAUCAGACAGAAGCCACCCUACUGUUGAAGCAUGAGGCGAAGAAGAGGUAAAACACCAGCAUAAAUCAUGUGAAAAUGUACUGCUAUAAAUUCACAUUCACACGGUCACACCCACUGGCUCAGAAGACUCAAGCAAUUCCUAUGUCGGAUACAACUGCCAUGGAAACGGCCAAAUGUCUGCAACAGAGUGAAAACUGACUGACUUUGUGUGGAAGUGUUUUGUCCUAUCUGGUGUUGAUUAGUACAGGUUUAACUAAGAGUGAAAGGAAAAAAGAAAUCUCCUUUACAGGAUAAUCUUGGUGUCUGUGUUUUACAGGGUAAAAUUGUUGUGACUGUUUGGUUGUCAUUGCUAUUAUUAUUAUUAUUAUUGCCUAUUUUAAACCUGCUUGUUGAAUGUUAUACACAGAAACAAAGUUUUGUCUUAUUUCGCAUUUCUUUAAGCAUAAGAGUGUUUCAAAAUCAUUUCAUUGACAUGUAAAAAUGUGUGGUGUUAUUUUAACUUUCAUGCAUUUGGCUGCUAUGUUUUGUAAAACUAUACAUACUAGAUUAGAUAACAAUGCAUCCUGAUAUUGACCAGUAUUAUCAACCAAUUACAGGGCCUUUCAGCUUAAACUAAAACUAACCUUAAUGACAUUUUUUUAUGCACUGGUAUUUAUUUUUGUUAUUGCAUAAAUAUUCAUCAUGAGAGGCUUUAAAAUUAGAGCCGUAUUUGUAGCCAGUUUUACUAUUCUGCACUUUUUUCUGAUUUUCUUUUUAAACUAACAUUGCACUUAAAAAUAAACUUUUAUUAUGAGGAGAACCCUUUUUAAAGUACCUGUAAUAAUAGACAGUUAUACGUCAAAGUAAGUUAAUCUAUUCUGUUGAAAAAGGUCUGUGUGAAAAAGUGAAAUUUAGGUAUUUAACUCAGUUGCAGCACAUGUUUUUUUUUUUUGCAUUUUUUGUAUCACAAGUUCUUUUUUUACUUCCUUGUUACAUGUAUAUUCCACUGAUCACUGUAAAUGACUGUACAUACA